AUGUCUGAGCCCGUUGUCUACCUCAUCUCUGGAGCGAAUCGAGGCAUAGGCCUCACCCUCGUCACCGAACUCGCCAAACGGCCCAACACCGUCGUCUUCGCCGGCGCGCGCCAGCCCGCCUCCGCGACCGAGCUCAACAAGCUCGCCACUGCCAACCCAGGCAAGGUGCACAUCAUCCCGCUCGUCUCCGCGGACAAGGAGAACAGUUUCGCUGCCGUGAAGACGAUCCGUGAAACAGCGGGCAAGCUGGACGUGGUCAUCGCGAACGCUGGUGUGGGCACGCCGCUGGAGUUCGCGCUCGAGGUGGCGCCGGAGACGAUGCUGAGGCAUUUCGAUGUCAACGUCAAUGGCCCACUCGUCUUAUUCCAAGCGACGUACCCUUUGCUGAAGGAGAGCAAGAUCCGCAAGUUCGUCGCCGUCUCGACGCCUGCGGCCAGCAUCCACACUGGUUCGCAAUGGCCAGGCGGCACGUACGCCUACAGCUCUACCAAGGCUGCCCUCAACUGGGUCAUGCGCAAAUUGCAUAGGGACUUUGAGGAUCUUGGUUAG
Schizophyllum commune H4-8 is the source of this 549-nucleotide messenger RNA. Its product is annotated as NAD(P)-binding protein. The record is from RefSeq and is a predicted model, not a curated record. Lineage: Eukaryota; Fungi; Basidiomycota; Agaricomycetes; Agaricales; Schizophyllaceae. The transcript has 3 exons. Gene Ontology annotation, molecular function: oxidoreductase activity. The coding region runs from base 1 to 549 and encodes 182 amino acids.